Molecule: messenger RNA, 3040 nt
Organism: Gadus chalcogrammus (walleye pollock)
Lineage: Eukaryota; Metazoa; Chordata; Actinopteri; Gadiformes; Gadidae
Exons: 13
Coding region: 221-3040 (939 amino acids)
Source: RefSeq, a predicted model, not a curated record
UGUUAUGAACAGACUCAAAGCAGACAUUUACUCUAUGUAGUGAUUGAGUCUAAUUAGCUAAGUAUCUUAAAAUAUAUUUUUUAUUAAUAACUAAAUUAACUAAUUAACUAAUUUCCACAAACUGAACUAAAGGGUUUAUCUCCAGUAUGACUGCUCACUUGUCUCCUCUCCUUGCUUCCUCUCCUCCUGUCAUCCUCUCCUCUUCCACUCUUUCAUCUAGAUGGAUGCUGUGGACCACCAUAAGCAGCACAGGCUGGGGUCCACAGCCCCUGUUCUGUCUCGGCAUCUCAAGGUGGAUUUGCCUAACCCUGACCCUGACCCUUACCCAGAGGAGACUACCACUACCACCAUUAAUAUGGACCUGCACAUUGCCAAGGAGAAUAACAAUGAGGGCCAGACCCCCCCUGAAAAGUCAGAAGAUCAGGAGGAGGGAGAGACGACGGACGAGCCAGACAUACGAGAGGAGGAAACGGACCAGUGCCCUUCAGACCCAGAUGUUCCUAAACUGAAGAGAACUGAGAGUGUCUUUCUUACAAAGGAAAUGCUUGGGAACUCUGACUAUAAAUCAAUGACAAGCAGUGAAAUAAGUGAGGAUGAGUAUGUGCCUAGUUCUACACCAGAAUCAGACGUAUCGGAGGAAGAACUCAAACUGCUCCAGUCUCCAAGAAACUACAGUUCAUUAAAUAACUCGGAUGUUCUACGCUUGAAGAAAGGUCGUGCUAAGCCUGUUAAAUGCAGACAGGGCACAUCUUCCUCUUCCCAAUCCAUGGCAGAUUGUGAGUUGUCAAAAUCCUCCAGUGACAUAGACGUCUUGAGGCUGAAAAAGAAAACCAAUGGUGGUAGAGUAUACAAUAAGAGGCACUACUGUUUGUACUGUUUUAAACCAUAUGCCAAAAUUGCACGGCAUUUGGAUAAUAAACACAGCGACGUGCAGGCGGUAGCACAAGCGUUCAGUUAUCCAAAAGGAUCAGCGGAGAGAAAGCUACAGACAACUCUAAUUCGAAAUAAAGGCAAUCGUCGCCACAACUUCGAGGUCCUGGAGCAGGGUAAAGGGGUGAUGGUUCCCUCUCAGCAAAGCAUUGGACCAGUGAAUGUAAAAGACUAUUUGCACUGCACAUACUGUGAGGCAUUACUCAAAAGGAAGGUGAUGUGGCGGCACAUGAGAAAAUGCAAACUGGCAAAGAAAAGCAUAAAGCCAGGCAGAACUAGAGUGCAGUCACUUUGUGCUGCUGGACAGCCUGUCCCAAAAGAGAUAAAUGACAAAGUCUGGGGCCUAGUAAAUGGCAUGAAUCAAGACAACAUAACGGACAUAAUUCGGCAAGAAAAAUAUAUUCUGAAGUUAGGAGAACACUUCUAUAACAAAAAAGGCACAGACAAAAGCCAACACCAAUACAUCAGACAAAAAAUGCGGGAGAUGGGAAGAUUAGUUCUCCUAGCAAAGACACUUGGCAAGCUGAAAACAAUACAUGACUUCUUUCUGCCAGCAAACUUCUGCCAUGUCGUGAAAGCUGUGAAGGUGGUCUGUGGAUGGAGUGAAGAUACCAGCAGUUUCAAGAUUCCAUCCUUGGCGCUCAAACUAGGCCAUAGUCUAACUAAAAUAUCAGAUAUUGCAGAGUUUGAAGCAAGGAUGUCAGAGAACAAGAAGGCCCUUGAAAAUGCGCUGACGUUCAGGACAUUGAAAGAGAAGAAAUGGGAUGAGUGGGUGUCUUCGCAUGCACUGAGGAACCUCAGAGAGUCGAAAUGGAAUAAACCUCUUCUUAUCCCCUACUGUGAAGAUGUUGUGAGACUGCACAACCAUAUUGACACAGAAAGGCCCAAGUAUCGAUCCAAUCUUGAAACUGCACCAAAUAAGAGGAACUGGUUAAGCCUUGCUAAACUAACGCUUUGUGAAGUAAUCGUCUUCAAUCGUAGGAGAGAGGGAGAAGUUUCAAAGAUGUUCCUGACUGACUUCCUGUUGAGAAACACCUUUGCCAGUAAUCCAGAUCUUGACCUUGCCUUGACUGACGUGGAAAAGAAGCUCUGCAAAUACUUUGAGCGUGUGGAAAUCAAAGGUAAGCGGGACAAAAAGGUCCCUGUCUUACUCAGCCCAGACAUGGUGUCCUCCAUACAGAUGCUGGUGACUUAUCGAGGACGAUGUGCUGUGCCACCUGAGAAUGUGUAUUUGUUUGGUAGACCUGAGGCAGAAAGUCACGUCAGAGGAUCUGAUGCCAUCCGUGCCUUUGCACAUGAAUGCGGGGUGAAGGACCCUCAAACAUUGACAUCGACAAGAUUAAGGAAACAAAUGGCAACAAUGUCACAAGUUCUGAACUUGAAAGACAAUGAGGAGGACUGCCUCGCAGGUUUUAUGGGUCACAACAUCAGGGUCCAUCGACAAUAUUAUCGGCUCCCUGAAGGGACAUUACAAGUUGCCAAAGUUGCAAAGUUGCUUAUGGCCUGUGAGAGAGGCGAGCUAUCACAAUUUAAAGGCAUGACAUUGGACGAGAUCAGCAUUGAUCCAACUGAGGAAGUACCUGAAGACGGCUCUCUAUCUGGAAGUGAAGAUGAAGGUGUGAUGUCGAGUUUAUCCUCCAACUCAUCAGGUCUAAGACCAGUUGAGAGGACAACUACAGAGGAGGACCAGGAGUCUGAAUCACAGCUAACCAGAGGUAGAUCAAGGACCUGGACAAAGGACCAUGAGUCUGCCUCAUCACAUUCGAGAAAAGGUCUAAGACCAGUUGAGAGGACAACUACAGAGGAGGACCAGGAGUCUGAAUCACAGCUAACCAGAGGUAGAUCAAGGACCUGGACAAAGGACCAUGAGUCUGCCUCAUCACAUUCGAGAAAAGGUCUAAGACCAGUUGAGAGGACAACUACAGAGGAGGACCAGGAGUCUGAAUCACAGCUAACCAGAGGUAGAUCAAGGACCUGGACAAAGGACCAUGAGUCUGCCUCAUCACAUUCGAGAAAAGGUCUAAGACCAGUUGAGAGGACAACUACAGAGGAGGACGAGGAGUCUGAAUCACAGCUAACCAGAGGCGAACAAGCUACAGUUAAUAUUUAG